AUGGGAGGACAAUUCAGCAGGACAGGAGUGCCUGCACUUCAGCUCGAUUCCGACUUGCACAACACAACCGAGAUGAGCUCAAAUGAAGCAGAAGCAUUCAGGCUCGACCACCCAACUUUGCAGUCUUCUGAUUCUACCCUGCAAGUUGGCAGGAACCCUGUCAUAAACACAAUCGCCUCUGGGGUCGAGCUUCGAGCGCUCUCCUUCGACUCACUCGAAGAAGUUACUGGAAGCCCGGUUGUGAUGAACCCGGAAGUCGUCCAAUGCAUCUUAGAGAAAGUUAAAUGGAAAAAUAAGAAACUCUUCCAACUUGUGAAGGAUUACUUCGACAACAGUCUCAAAACCUUAAACUCCUUUACGGCCUUGAAUGAAUGCCUAAGGAAAGUCCGUGACAGCCAGAAGGUCCUUCAUUUUGCAUUGCAACAAUUUGAAAAGGAGGAAAUCAUGUUGGUAGAUGGCAAAAAGUAUCUGGCGACAGUACUGGAGGAGGCACUGAAGAAUUUCAAGGCUGCUGGGAACCCAUUCACGGAGGACUUCUCCAAGGACUUCCUAACGGUUUACACCCAUCAGGUGUUGAUGUUAGAGAAGCUGCAAACUCGAAAGAACAUAUUUGAUAAGAAGCUCGAAUUUAUGAAGACAUGGAGGAAGGUUUCAAGCAUUAUAUUUGCUGCAACUGUUGCUUCCACACUUAUUUGCUCGGUGGUGGCAUUUGCCGUGGCAGCGCCUCAUGUUGUUGCUGCAGUGGCAGCUGCUACUUCAAUCCCUGUAGGAUCAGUCGGUACGUGGUUUAAUUCACUUUGGAAGGGCUAUGAGAAUGCGCUGAAAGGACAGAAGGAAUUGAUUAGCUCAAUGCACGCUGGCAUUUAUGUUGCAACCAAGGACUUGGAGGGUAUUUGGGUUCCGGUUAACUGUUUGUCAAUAGAGAUCCAGACUCUAAUGCAGAAUGCUGAUUUCACCCUUGGGGAAGGGGAGGAAGUGAAGAUUAUAGUGGAGGUGAUAGAGAAGAAGUUGGAGGUUUUAUUGAAAAAAAUUGAAGAUUUGACUGAACCAGCUGACAGAUGCAGCCAGGAUAUUCGAAGGGCGAGGAAAGCUCUUCUGCAGAGGGUAAGCAAACAUCCCAACAAUUGAAGAAACCUCUUGGUAUGCACUGCUGGAGUGCUGACUGGUGUUUGUUCU
Messenger RNA from Telopea speciosissima, 1176 nucleotides. Its product is annotated as UPF0496 protein At4g34320-like. NCBI's taxonomy places the organism in Eukaryota, Viridiplantae, Streptophyta, Magnoliopsida, Proteales, Proteaceae. The transcript has a single exon. The record is from RefSeq and is a predicted model, not a curated record. The coding region runs from base 1 to 1128 and encodes 375 amino acids.